Lynx canadensis (Canada lynx) is the source of this 5530-nucleotide messenger RNA. RefSeq names its product transcription factor 12 (gene TCF12). Gene Ontology annotation, biological process: regulation of transcription by RNA polymerase II. The coding region runs from base 101 to 1639 and encodes 512 amino acids. Gene Ontology annotation, cellular component: transcription regulator complex. Lineage: Eukaryota; Metazoa; Chordata; Mammalia; Carnivora; Felidae. The record is from RefSeq and is a predicted model, not a curated record. Gene Ontology annotation, molecular function: RNA polymerase II cis-regulatory region sequence-specific DNA binding; DNA-binding transcription factor activity, RNA polymerase II-specific; protein dimerization activity. The transcript has 13 exons.
AUGCAUAGUGCUGAAGACUUAACUCUGUUUGGCUGUGUGGAUGUAUGUCUUGGAGAGAAGCUGUGUGCAUUAGCUGCAAACUAGCAUUUUCAAAAUCAACAUGUAUUGUGCUUACCCUGUCCCUGGAAUGGGCAGCAAUUCUUUGAUGUAUUACUACAAUGGGAAAACGGUAUAUGCACCAUCCCCAAGUUCAGAUGAUUUCAACCGUGAAUCUCCUAGUUAUCCAUCUCCCAAGCCACCAACCAGUAUGUUUGCUAGCACUUUCUUUAUGCAGGAUGGGACCCACAAUUCUUCUGACCUUUGGAGUUCAUCAAAUGGGAUGAGCCAGCCUGGUUUUGGUGGAAUUCUGGGGACCUCCACUUCCCACAUGUCUCAGUCCAGUAGUUACGGCAGCCUUCAUUCACAUGACCGCUUGAGCUAUCCUCCACACUCAGUCUCACCAACGGACAUAAACACGAGUCUCCCGCCAAUGUCUAGCUUCCAUCGUGGCAGUACCAGCAGUUCGCCAUACGUUGCUGCCUCACACACUCCUCCCAUCAAUGGAUCAGAUAGCAUUCUCGGAACCAGAGGGACUGCCGCUGGAAGUUCACAGACAGGUGAUGCACUUGGAAAGGCUUUGGCAUCUAUUUAUUCUCCUGACCAUACCAGCAGUAGUUUUCCAUCAAACCCAUCAACACCAGUUGGAUCACCCUCACCUCUCACAGGUACCAGUCAGUGGCCCAGACCUGGAGGGCAAGCUCCUUCAUCCCCCAGCUAUGAAAACUCACUCCACUCCCUGCAAUCUCGAAUGGAGGAUCGUUUAGACAGACUGGAUGAUGCUAUCCAUGUGCUGCGGAACCAUGCCGUUGGACCGUCCACCAGUUUGCCUGCUGGUCACAAUGAUAUACACAGUUUAUUGGGACCAUCCCAUAAUGCACCAAUUGGAAGCCUCAAUUCAAACUAUGGUGGAUCAAGCCUUGUUACAAGCAGUCGAUCUGCUUCAAUGGUUGGAACUCAUCGAGAAGACUCUGUCAGUCUCAAUGGCAAUCAUUCAGUCCUGUCUAGUACAGUCACUGCUUCAAGCUCAGACUUGAACCACAAAACACAAGAAAAUUACAGAGGUGGCUUGCAAAGUCAGUCUGGAACUGUUGUUCCAGCAGAAAUCAAGACUGAAAACAAAGAGAAAGAUGAAAACCUACAUGAACCUCCUUCAUCAGAUGACAUGAAAUCAGAUGAUGAAUCCUCCCAAAAAGAUAUCAAGGUUUCAUCUAGAGGCAGAACAAGCAGUACUAAUGAAGAUGAGGAUUUGAACCCAGAACAGAAGAUAGAAAGGGAGAAGGAAAGGCGGAUGGCUAACAAUGCCAGAGAACGUUUACGUGUGCGGGAUAUUAAUGAGGCAUUCAAAGAGCUUGGUCGAAUGUGUCAGCUCCAUUUAAAGAGUGAAAAACCCCAAACAAAACUCCUUAUUCUUCAUCAGGCCGUGGCAGUCAUCCUUAGUCUAGAACAGCAAGUCAGAGAGAGGAACCUUAACCCCAAAGCAGCCUGCCUUAAGAGAAGGGAAGAAGAAAAAGUUUCUGCCGUAUCGGCAGAGCCGCCAACCACACUGCCAGGAACCCAUCCUGGGCUUAGUGAAACUACCAACCCUAUGGGUCAUAUGUAAACAUCAGCCAGUUCCAGAGUUAUCAGUAGGCUAGAUAGAAGGUGACCUCUCCUCAUAAGGACUUGGACAACUCAGAUUAUCUGAAGACACAAACCUGUUAGGAGGGAGAAGAAAAAACAAAACACUUGAAGCAAGAAACUCAAAUGUAAUCCUACGAUCAAAGCAACUGGUCAACACUUCCAUCAGAAGUGAAGAUAGGAAGCUCAUCAGAUAGAACGUCAGCCCAUGAAAUGUUUGCAGCAUGUCAUUUUGUUGCAAGCAGUGUGUCGCUUCUGCACAAUCAGAGACUGUCUCGUUCUCUCCACUCACCGUGGAAGUUGCCUUGUGCCUAAACUGAAUUGACAAAUGCAUUGUAACUACAAAUUUUAUUUAUUGUUAUGGAACUGUAAGGUCUACAUAUAAAGGGAAAAAGUUAAUGUGGAAAGCUGAUCUAUACUCAGCUGAUGCCAGCAUUCGUUAAAGCUGUUCACGUGCAGAACAAAGCAGUGACAACCAUUGGCCCUUAGCAUUCCCGGCAUACCUAUUAGUGUCUUAAAAAGGAAGGGAAAAGUCUUUUGUUUGCCCUCUCCUAUCCUUUUGCCAUAUGAAUAGUGUUUUCCAUGAAAUAGGAAAAUAUUACUUGGUAUAGCAUUUCUCUCACUCUCAUUUUUUCAUUCAUUUUUAUUUUCUCUUUGUGGGUGUUAUAUUUGGUCUCUGAAUCUGAAUAGUUAAUGAUCACAAUCCAGAAUCCUCAUGUAGCCCUAUGUGCUUUGCAUAUUUACCUUACAAAAAUCAACAGAGACCAUCUGUGACCAUACCCUAGCUAAGAUUUUAAAGGGGGAAAUUUUGUCCCCUAGAUUUUCCCCAAAAUAAACAUUGCUUUAUUUCUAAUAAUAACCAAGACUUUUCAAGCUUCUAGGUUUCAUAGUAAAGCUUGUAAUAGCAAGAGUGUAAAUUACAAGGGAAGAAUCUACUUAGAAAUUGCUUUGUUUUCCAAGCAGUAAGUACUACAUAUAGUACUUGUAAAGUGUUAGCUGUAAGUAAGCACAAAAUGGAUUUAAAAUACAAAGAAGAUUUUCAGGCUGUGAUUAUGGUGACUGUAACAAAACCCAGUAGUCACCGAGGCAGGUAGUGUGAUAAAUGAACACAGCACUCUGAGGCUAAUUACCUAAUGGAAUACAAGAGCAAUGGUCACCCGUGUUUCCUUAUCCUCGCCUUUAUUUCUCUGUCACUUGGAUGGCUGGUCAAUGGGGAGGAAUUCAGUGGGUGAUUUAAUCAACCGCAAACCAUCUGCCCCUGUCCCAAGAAGAUGAGCCAGAUUAGCAGUAAACCAGUGCUUGUCGGUCCAUCUUAGCACAGUACAUUAAGGCACCCCUCUGUUUCUAAUCCUUCAGAGUUGUUUUUUAAGAUAUCAUAAUCACUUUGAACUUCCAUGAAAUCUGUCUUCCACCACAACAGCCCUGGGAGAGAAAAACAUGCUAAACAAGGUUGUCUUGGCUUAAUAAUUCCUUAUGGCCAAUAUCAACAAAGGCAGUCAGCACACAGAAGAAAGGACCCAAAUCACUAUGUAACUCAAAGAUUUCUGUUAAUUUGAAAGAACAAAAACAAUUAAGACAGGACUUCAGAUCCUCCAAUCAGGAUGAUUCCUAACAAAUCGGUCUUUUGUGAACUUAGUGGACUUUUUGGUUACUUUAAUUUGCAUAUAUUCUCCAAUUACAUCAGACUCUAUCUGUGGCCUUGUUCUUCAUUUCAGUGUUAAUCAGCUAAACAGAAGUCGUUGCUUAUGAUGUGUGAGUGAACAUACGCCACUGCCUGGCCUUUUUUUCUUCAGAGCUUGUUGUCUUUUUCGCUAUAUUAGACUUUGCAGUAUGCCCAGAAGCUUUCCUUCAUAAAAUAGAAAGAAAAAAACAUUUGGCUUAUUUUUCACUGUAGCUAGUCUUUUAUACAAUAAUCUUGUAAGAAAAUUUCUUGAAUUCUAAAUAUUACUCUUUCUAGAUUUUUGAAAUCGAAAAGUUUUCAGUAAAAAGUUUCUUACUUUAUUUUAUUAUAUUAGGUAGUAAAAAUGUAGGGUUAUUUACCAUAACCUGUUCAUUAAUAUCAGAAAUUUACAAUAGCAUUUUAAGACCAUAGUAGGAUUCUAGCAUACCGUGUAGUACCUAUGGAGUAUUGUAAGAGCUAAUUGUCCGAGAUGAAUUGCUUCUCAUCUUGUUCUCCAGUUUCCAUUGUUGGUUUAUUGCAGAUUUGUAUCCUGUGUCAAAUUCAAGGUAUUAUUGAUAAACCUUUUCAACCAGCAGCAAGAAGUUCAAAAUUUUUUCUGUCACUGUAACAGAAAACACAAUAUGUAUAUAACAUUUAUGUAGCAAUAAAUGUGCCAUCUUUUUUUUAACAUAGUAAACUAGUGAGUUUUUUACAUUCCUCUCUCAAAGAAUAAUGCAUUUUGUUCUUUUCUCCAUCUCAUUCCUUCCACACUGCUUUGCUUUUUUCUCCCCAGCUUUGUUGACACAUAAUUGACAUAGCAUUGUGUAAGUUUAAGGUGGACAAUAUAAUGAUUUGAGACCUGCAUAUAUUGCAAAAUGAUUACCACAGUAAAGUUUUAACAUAUCCAUCACCUCACAUAAUUGCUUUUUCUGUGUGUGUGGUGACAAUUUUUCAGGCUGACCGUGCUUUUCAUAAUCUGCAUUAUUUACAACAUUAUCUGGGAGGCCCAUCAGGAUAGAAUCAGGCUUGUGGAGCCAAGUUGGUAAUCUACUUUGUAGUUGCCCUGGCUUGUGUAUUUCUCCCCUUGCCCUCUCUACUGAUUGUGGCCUUUUUAGCCUUUUCCUGGAGGUUGACCAAACUUUGAUUAGUAGUUAAAAUCUCUUCUGCAGAUUGAGAAAAAAGCAAAGAUGGAAAAACAUACAAAUGAGGCUUUUCAAAUUAACAAUUUUUGAAGUACUUUCACAUUUUAUAUCCCUUUUCUCACAAAUGCCUAUGUCAUAAUUAGAAAAUGUUAUUAUUUACUGUUUUCAGAUAAAAAGCUCUGCUUUCAUCUAGGUUUUCCCACACACCCGCAUCCACCCGUCACCACCACAGAUAUAUGUAGAGACUAUCCGUGAGGACUUAGUGCCAAGCAAGAACCUGAGAUGAACCAUGGACAAACAUUUUUGGACAAACUUUCCGUAUGGCCUGUGUGUAAGAUACCUAUGAUUGUGAUCACACUCUCUUGGGAUCCUGGCACAUUGCUUCUCUCGGUUAAUUGUGAAGUCCACUGUUCACCUUGGGAGGCCCAACAGAUCAUUUUACUAAUCGUGGGAUAUGUGAAAGCAAUUAAACAUUGUACUUUGGUUUCUCUUUAUACAAAAUGAUAAACUAAAAAGUUGUAUCUAAGAAGAAAAUAUAGAAUGUUAGAGCUGAAAUGACAUCUAGAGACCAUCUCAUCAAUUGCCUCAUUAAUAGAUUUGUAAAAACUGAGGCCCAGAGGGUUGUAUGUCUCCAAGAGCACGUAAUUAGUAAGAGAUCCAGACAUUUAAAACUUCUACAAAAUCUCCUUGGCUUUAUUUUCUCUUCUUUAUAGAUUUUUAGGCCAAUUUUAUGCAGUGGCUUUGUUUUUGUUUUCCUCUACUGUAUUUUUCUCAGUUGCUUUUCUCUCCUCUGGUUCAUAUGUUUUUUUCUUUGUGGAAACUCAAAAUUUUACAUCGUGUGUACAUGUGUAUGUAGGUGUUUGUGUGCAUAAAGAUGAAAGAGUAUUAGCUUUUGGCAUCAAACAGUCCUCAGUUCAAACCCAAGCUCAUCUAAUUAGCUCCAUUUCCUUAUCUGAAAAGUGGCGACACAUAUUCGAAUUGUGUAAGUAUUGAAUGAAACAAUGUAUGGGAAGCUCUUACCAUGGUUCCUGUCACAUAAUAAGUACUCAAUAAAUGAUAAAUAUUUUUUAAA